AUGAUCCAGAACCUGCAGCGGAUUAUCGGCCACUAUCACCAUGGCGGUGAUAAAUGGCAGAAUACAGACCGCCUAGAGCUGACCACUCGUCGGGGAGAUCCUCGGCGCAUCUCCACGCCUCAGCCUUAUCUGUACUGUAUCCUUACUCCUUCCCUCUCUCUUUUUUCGAUUUUCGUUGUCAGCCAAGAGCAUAUACUAGUAAACAUGUCCGCUCAGAACUCCGCAGGCAUUCAAACCCUCCUCGAUGCUGAGAGAGAGGCACAGAAGAUUGUUCAACAAGACCGUACGAAGCGCAUAAGGGACGCGAAGUCGGAGGCACAGAAGGAAAUCGAGGAAUACAGAAACCAGAAAGAGCAAGAGUUCAAGAAAUUCGAGGCUGAGCACUCGAGCGGAUACAAGAAAGCCGAAGAGGAUGCAAACAAGGAGGCAGAAUUGAAGCUGCAGGAAAUCAAGGAAGCUGGAAACAGCAAGGGCGCUAAGAAGAUGAGAUACGCCGUCGUUACUCUGCGCGCAAACAAUAGGUUUGUCAGCCUGAAGAGCGUCUGUCGGUACCCUCGGCUCAAUCAUCGAAUUCCGCGCGAGUUCCAUUCGUUAACUUGUAGGUCUCAUCUCCAUGAGGCCACGGGGUCUGACCCACGACUGGAAGGGCUGGGGAAAGUCAUUGAGGAUGAAUAUGCGGCAAUUCGGAAAGAUUAUGACACCCCAAAGCACGCCAUUGUCCUGGCGCAUGGGCUUCUUGGGUUCGAUGAAUUACGCCUCGCCGGUCCUUACUUUCCUAGUGUGCAAUACUGGCGCGGUAUUAAAGAGGCGCUUUUAGUGAAAGGAAUUGAGGUCAUCACCGCUACAGUACCUCCUUCGGGGUCCAUCGAAGCACGUGCUGAGGAACUAGCAAAGGAUAUUGCUGCUGGUGCUCAAGGGAAGGCUGUUAAUAUUAUUGCUGGGCUUGAUUCCCGGUAUAUGAUCAGCCAUCUGCGACCGAAGAACUUUAAAGUUCUAUCUCUGACGACCAUUGCAACUCCUCACAGAGGCUCGUCAGUUGCGGACUACCUUCUAAAGCAGAUCGGUGAUGAGCGUCUUGCUCAAGUAUAUUAUGCUCUCGAACAAAUAAAGUUUGAGACAGGUGCUUUCGCUCAGUUGACACGAAAUUACAUGGAAAAGACGUUCAAUCCUACCACUCCUGAUGUUGAAGACGUCCGAUACUUUUCUUAUGGGGCAUCAAUGCAGCCAAGCUUUUGGUCUGUAUUCCGCCUAUCCCAUAGGUACCUUGAACAGGUCGAAGGCCAUAAUGACGGGCUAGUGAGCGUUGCCAGUAGCAGGUGGGGAGGGGAAGACGGCUAUAAGGGCACCCUCAUGGGGGUGAACCACUUGGACCUGAUAAAUUGGACUAACAGAUUAAAGUGGCUAGCUGGUGAGGUCACGGGGAACAGGAGAAGGUUCAAUGCACUCGCGUUCUACCUUGCCAUUGCAGACAUGCUUGCGAAGGAGGGUCUAUAA
Messenger RNA from Aspergillus nomiae NRRL 13137, 1494 nucleotides. Its product is annotated as triglyceride lipase. The transcript has 13 exons. The record is from RefSeq and is a predicted model, not a curated record. Bases 1 to 1494 code for a protein of 497 amino acids. Gene Ontology annotation, cellular component: vacuolar proton-transporting V-type ATPase complex. Gene Ontology annotation, molecular function: proton-transporting ATPase activity, rotational mechanism. NCBI's taxonomy places the organism in Eukaryota, Fungi, Ascomycota, Eurotiomycetes, Eurotiales, Aspergillaceae. Gene Ontology annotation, biological process: proton transmembrane transport.